Lycium ferocissimum is the source of this 813-nucleotide messenger RNA. RefSeq names its product calcium-binding protein CP1-like. Gene Ontology annotation, molecular function: calcium ion binding. Bases 203 to 658 code for a protein of 151 amino acids. The record is from RefSeq and is a predicted model, not a curated record. The transcript has a single exon. Lineage: Eukaryota; Viridiplantae; Streptophyta; Magnoliopsida; Solanales; Solanaceae.
AUAUCGUAAAAUAAUUCAACAUAGCCCAAGUCCAAAUUCAAAAAACUUGUCUCCCAAGUUUGCGAAGACCUCAAUAUCCCAGGUCCUUCUCCUAUAAAUUAGCCACCCAUUUUACUCCUAUAUUCUCUAAAACAUUUUUCUUUGCUACAUUUUCCUAAUUCCCAAACGCCUAAAGUUCUUUAAUUACCAGCAAAUAUAUAUAAUGUGUCCAACAGGAAGUGUUUUACAUUCUGCAACCACCGGGAAGCCAAAUCUCCGGUCAGCAUUCGACGUUUUAGACGUUGACCGUGAUGGUAAGAUAAGCACCAACGAUCUCCGAACAUCAUACGGUGGGUUCCUCGGAAAUUCCGAGGAUGACGUCAUUGGUACGAUGAUGACGGUUGCAGAUUCCAACAAAGAUGGGUACGUGGAAUUCGAGGAAUUCCAGAAGGUUCUGGAUAAUUCUAGAAGGGUGAAUGUAAUGGAAGAUGUUUUCAAGGUGAUGGAUAAAGAUGGUGAUGGCCAAGUUGGGGCUGAGGAUCUUAAGAGUUAUCUGAAUUUUGCUGGGCUUCAAGCUGAUGAUGAUGAUGUUAAGGCCAUGAUUAAAUUGGGCCGUGGUGAUAAUGAUGAAAAUGGUGGUGUUACCUAUGAAGGUUUUCUCAAGAUUUUGUCUCUUUGAUUUGUUACUCCCAAAUUCAAUACAUAACAUUGGAACAAUUGCAGAGAAGAUUGAUGACGAUGAUAAAUGUUAGAUUAGGUGAAGAAGUAUCAUUGAUUUGAUUUUGUAUUUUUUAAUGAUUUGUGAAGUUCAAAGUAGCGUGUUGCAUUGCUUCA